Oryzias melastigma (Indian medaka) is the source of this 649-nucleotide messenger RNA. It is a transcript of the gene ssna1, whose product is annotated as Sjogren syndrome nuclear autoantigen 1. The coding region runs from base 269 to 613 and encodes 114 amino acids. The transcript has 3 exons. Lineage: Eukaryota; Metazoa; Chordata; Actinopteri; Beloniformes; Adrianichthyidae. Gene Ontology annotation, cellular component: centrosome; ciliary basal body. The record is from RefSeq and is a predicted model, not a curated record.
CAGUCGUGGUGAAUCUAAUUUUAGCCGCAGAAGAAGUCUCUUAAUCUGACCGGGAAACCAAGGCAGCUCCAGCCCCGCUGCCCUGGAUGAGGAGGGGGUUCUAGCGCAACGGAGGAGGCUGAAUUUGUUCGGGCGUUUUUCCAUCUUUUUGCACAGAGUCACCGAUGGCGCGUUAGCUCCCUCCCCCGCACCGAGCAGCGCGAGCACGGCGGGAAAUCUUCAGGAGUGGCCGUUACUUUUUUAGCUAGCAAAGGAAGCAGAGACCGGGAUGACUCAACAAGCUGCCGCCCUGCAGACCUACAACAACGAGCUGGUCAAAUGCAUCGAGGACCUGUACUCCAAGCGGGAGGAGCUGAACCGCCAGAUCAAGCUGGAGGAAGAGGAGAAGGAGCGACUUCAGCACGACAUCCAGAUCCUGUCAGAGAAGCUGAGCAAAGUCGAAAAGAGUCUGGCUCAAAGGCUGGCCGCUAGAGCCACGUUCGACCGCACCAUCGGCGAGACGGAAGCGGCGUACACCAAGAUCUUGGAGAGUUCCCAGUCUCUGCUGAGCGUCCUGAAGCAGGAAGCGGGGAACCUCAGCAGAGCCACAGAGCCGCGCAGGAAGGACCAUUAAGGCACGAUGGAUGUGCCGGCACUCACUUUGUAAAAU